ACGGAACGCGCUUUGACGAAUGGCCUAGUAACCUCACUGACGAAUAAAAAAACGAAAAAGGUAAUUCUGCUGAGUCAGUCACUCUUGUUGUGGAACAAAAGUUGCGUCUGUAAAUGGUGUUUAUUGGUUUAUUCUGGUCUAAAUUAAAAUGAUUCGUAAAUGGCAAAAACGUGGAUUUUUCACCAAUUUCUACCAAAAUGCAGUUACUUCAAAUAGACGGCAACACAUAGAAGCAAAAACAGCCAGCAACAUCAACGCAGCAAAAACAAAACCAUUUUCUGACAUUCCCGAGCCAAAAGGUCUUUUUGGGACGUUCUUGGAUUACACUGCGUUACGCGGCUUCAAAACUGAAGAGCUGUAUUCACAUUACCAGAAGCGACACAAAAAAUAUGGACCAAUCUUUAAAGAAAAUGUCCUACCAGGGCUGACAAGCUAUGAUGUAUUCUGUUCAUCUGCUGAGGCCAACAAAGCAAUGUUUAGACUUGAGGAUAAAUAUUCCAACCGUGGACCUUUAGAUUUUAUUCAGAUCGCUAGAGAAAAUGCAGGAGUGAGUUCUGGUUUGUUGGAUCCAAGCUGGGAAGAGUGGUUUAAGUUCCGAAAAGUGGCGAACAGGUAUUUGCUGUCGAAUGCAUCAGUGUGGUCUUACUCAAGUGCUUUACAUGAAGUUUGUGAUGAUUUUGUGGAUUAUAUCGCUGAUAACUUGGAUGAAAAUAAUGAGUUUCCAAAUUUUGCUCUCGCUUUAAACAAAUGGGCACUGGAGGGGGCUGGAGUGUUUUGUUUGGACACAAGAUUCGGUAAUUUUUCUGGUCAAUUGGACGAUAACUUAAAAGUAAUCAUGGAUCAAGUGAUUGAAAGCUUUACUUUAAUGACGGAUCUAUUUCUAAAACCACCGUUGUACAAAUACAUCACCACAAGAAAAAUGAAGGCUCUCACCUCAGUUGUAAAGAAACAAAGUGAAGCAAUACAGAAACAGAGAGUGAAAAUAAUGAACCAAAUGAAGGAGAAGACUCCAGGAUCAAAGACAAAGUUAAAAACUGUGCUUGAAAACAGCGACCUUAAUGAAGAAGAGAUUGCUUCACUUGUGUCAGAUAUGCUUGGUGGAGGGGUGGACACCACUUCAAAUGCAGCAGCUUUCAUGCUUUAUAUCAUGGCUGUCAAUCCUGACAAGCAGGAAAUAUUAAGGGAAGAAAUUAAAACUGCUCUACAAUCUGGGAAAGUGGAUGGCAGGUCCGUACAAACAAUGAAAUAUCUCCACGCUUGUGUGCAAGAAACUCAGCGCCUCUUCCCAUUUUCGUUCGGAGUAGCCAGAAUGUUUGAAAAGGAUAUAGAAGUAUGUGGAUACAAUGUACCAGCAGGCACCCGCAUACUACUGACAGGGAAUGUAGUAAAUAAUAAAGAUGCAAAAUAUUUUAAAGACCCCGAAACUUUCUUACCUGAAAGGUGGCUUGAAAGAAGAAAUUCUGAAUCAAAGUUUGCUACGACUGGUGCCUUUGGCAGAGGUGUUCGAGCUUGUCCAGGUCGUAAAUUUGCGAUGCAGGAAGUUCAUUAUCUUCUCAUCAGUUUACUCAGUCGAUAUAAAGUGGAAUAUCAUCACAAACCAAUUAAACCACAUUUCAGAUUGCUAACUGUGCCAUCUGAAAAACCUCAGUUCACUUUUAUUCCCCUAUCAUAAAAACUAUCCACCCUUUGAUCUUAUUUAAAUUAGAGACUUUGGAAUAAAUUUUAAAUGAGAAUGCAUAUUUUACAAAACAAUGGUAUUGUUGGUCUUUUCUUUUAAAUUCAAAAGAUGCUUUUUAAAUAAUGGACUGUCAAUGCCAUUUAGGCGAAAUAUAUAUCUCUUACAUCAUACAAUUUGCUGGACUUGAUUUUUUUCCGUUAGGUAUUAUCCUGACCCCUAUAUACUGGUCUGAACUUUGUAACAUUUUGGGUCUUAUUUAUCCUCACAUGCUGGGACAACUUGAUGAAAAUAUUUAAUAAAAUGUUGUUUUUUCCCUUUAUGUAUUGUUACAUUAAUUUAAUCUUCUUCAACGUAAGAUAUUUUAUACAUUUUACAGUGAGUUUUAUUCAAUGCAAAGUUGUUAUACCUUUAAUCAAUGCAAAAAUUGCUAUACCUUUAAUCAAUGCAAAUUGCUGUACCUUUUAAUCAAUGCAAAAAUUGCUAUACAUGUUUUGCCUUGUAUAAAUGUGAAUGUAAAAUCACAAAAAAUUAAUCAAUGCAAAAAUCGUUAGAUGUAACAUUUUUAUUGAUUUUGUAUAGAACAACUUAGCUUUUACCAUGUAUCAAUAAUAUGUGUUUUUCAAUACCUUUAUUCUGUUAAUGUUGUAAUUACCUCUGCAGAAGUACCUUUUUACUAAUAUUUGUAUUUUUACACCAAACUACCUAUAGAUUUUUACCGGUAUAAAGUUAAUCUUUUAAACUUUAUGUUCAAAUCAGGUUGCCAACAUUAUUGCAUAUUUUUUUACUACUAUACAAGUUUUGAAGUGUUUUUUUUUUAAUAUUCUUGGUUUUUAUUUAGCAGCCUAUCUGGUGUAAAAAACUUAGUGAAUAAGCGUUUUUUUGUAGUGUAUAAAAGGCGUUGUGUAUUUUUUAUACCAGAUGAGCCCCCAAACAUUUUUUACAUUAUGCCUGGUAGCGGAAAUACCAGAGUUUUCUUCAUUUUUUUCAGAUGCAUACAUACUCUUAUAUUUGUAUUUUCAUUGUUUACUACCAACUAACCAUAUUUGUAUAUACCUGUUGAUUGUUGUUAAAAUAAAAUCUCAAUUUAUGACCACCAACAAAGUAACAUACAUGGCUACUUGUAAGCUGACAUAGGGUGUAUGAAAUAGAACACCCAUGUCAUGACUACUGUCUCUUUUCGCCACCAAGAACAAAGCAAGUUACAUUCAUUUGUUUGUUCUUUAUCUAG
Molecule: messenger RNA, 2906 nt
Organism: Ciona intestinalis (vase tunicate)
Lineage: Eukaryota; Metazoa; Chordata; Ascidiacea; Phlebobranchia; Cionidae
Product: cytochrome P450 10
Molecular function (GO): heme binding; iron ion binding; monooxygenase activity
Source: RefSeq, a predicted model, not a curated record